Notodromas monacha is the source of this 594-nucleotide messenger RNA. The record is from the annotation of a GenBank genome assembly. Lineage: Eukaryota; Metazoa; Arthropoda; Ostracoda; Podocopida; Cyprididae.
AUGGCACCUCCAAUGUACGCGGAUUUGGGCAAACAGGCUCGUGAUGUCUUCAGGAAAGGAUACCACAUUGGUCUGGUGAAGCUCGACUUCAAGUCGAAGACAAAAACAGGUGUAGAAUUCACCACGGGUCAGGUGAUCAACCUUGAAAAGAAUGUUGUGUCUGGGAACUUGGAUGUGAAGUACACUCAUGCCCCCCAAGGAAUCACAUGCACUGAAAAGUGGACUACUGACAACGUGAUCAACCUUGAGCUUGCCGCUGAUGAUGCUUUGGGCAAGGGAUCCAAGGUGUCCGCUGUUGGAUCGUUCUCCCCUUACACCGGUGUUAUAAUACUUAUAAUGAACUUUUCGUUUUUGCUUUCCAUCAGUGCAUGGAACGUGAUCGGCAAGGGACAGUUCAAGCACGAGAACGCAGCCGUCAACUUCGAAGCCGAUGUUUUCAACGGGCCACUUCUGAUGGGUGGAAUGGUUCUUGGUUACGGUGGUGUCCUCGCCGGCUAUCAGACUGCCUAUGAUGCUGGCAGUGGCAAACUGACCAAGUCCAACGUUAGCUUGGGCUAUAGCAUGAGGGAAGUCAACUUCAACUUGAGCAUGUGA